CAAUGGGGAGACUGAUUUUCAUAGCAGUUCUCAUGGUGGUGUUAAUUGCAAAUUUUGCAACUAGUGAAGUAGCUGUAGAUGGUGCUGUUGUUGUUGGGUCUAGUAACCCUAAGGAAGGAGAUAAAUUAGCUAUGGUUCAAGAAGAGGAGGAUAUGGAUGGUGGUUUCUCGUCCUUAGAUGGAAUGUUACAAUGGGCUAUAGGGCAUUCGGAUCCUGGAGUACUAAAAGAAAGAUCAGAAGUUGCUCAACGCAUGUCUCCGGAGGAGCUAAACAAACGCCAGACUGAACUGAAGGAACUGUUGGAGAAGCUAAAAAUGCCCUCAGAUGCGCAGUUGAUGCUGAUUGCGGUUAAUGAUUUAGAUAAUUCAUCCCUACCUCUGGAGCAUCAUCUUCGUGCCUUGGAGGAGCUGUUGGUACUUGUUGAGCAUAUUGAUAAUGCAAUUGAUCUGCAGAAACUUGGAGGCAUCAGUGUACUUAUAAGAAUACUUAAUCAUUCUGAACCAGAAAUAAGGACUGCUGCGGCAUGGGUUCUUGGCAAAGCCAAUCAAAAUAACCCCCUUGUUCAGAAGCAGGUCCUGGAACUUGGGGCAUUGAAAUUGCUAAUGAAGAUGAUGAAAUCUGACACAACUGAAGAAGGUGUAAAAGCUUUAUUUGCUAUUUCAGCACUAAUAAGAAAUAACGUGAAUGGCCAAAAUUUGUUUUAUCAGGAAGCUGGAGAUACGAUGCUUCAGGAGGUUCUUAGCAAUUCAAAUCUGGAUAUCAGGUUACAUAAAAAGUCACUGUUUCUUAUUGCUGAUUUAGCUGAGAGUCAGCUGGAAAAUGAGAACACAGCUGAGGUUUCCUUUUUUAGUAAUCGAUUGUUACUGAAGGCCAUUGUUGAUUCAAUGGCAUCAAGUGAUCUUGAUCUAAAGGAAAAGGCUCUUUACGCAAUUAAAAACAUACUACUACUUAGAUCGACGACUGAAGUUCAACUCUUCAGAGACUUCUGUAAAUUGAACGAGGUACUUGAGAGGACGAGGCAACAGUUAAAUGAUCUUAGAGAAGAAUAUGCAAUGGAUGUGGAGAGUCUUCGUAAAGAAGUUAACCUGACCUUCCUUCAAAAGCUGAAUAAGGUGACGGAAACAUUAAUAUAG
This is a messenger RNA of Solanum verrucosum, 1133 nucleotides long. RefSeq lists its product as uncharacterized. The coding region runs from base 3 to 1133 and encodes 376 amino acids. Gene Ontology annotation, molecular function: protein binding. The record is from RefSeq and is a predicted model, not a curated record. The transcript has 7 exons. Lineage: Eukaryota; Viridiplantae; Streptophyta; Magnoliopsida; Solanales; Solanaceae.